Mandrillus leucophaeus (drill) is the source of this 2175-nucleotide messenger RNA. It is a transcript of the gene LETMD1, whose product is annotated as LETM1 domain containing 1. Gene Ontology annotation, biological process: intracellular monoatomic cation homeostasis. The transcript has 9 exons. Gene Ontology annotation, cellular component: mitochondrial inner membrane. The coding region runs from base 59 to 1180 and encodes 373 amino acids. Gene Ontology annotation, molecular function: ribosome binding. Lineage: Eukaryota; Metazoa; Chordata; Mammalia; Primates; Cercopithecidae. The record is from RefSeq and is a predicted model, not a curated record.
GUACAGUUAACUUUAACCCAAAGACAACCUCUUCUCUUCCGCUUCCCUUGCUGUGAAGAUGGCGCUCUCCAGGGUGUGCUGGGCUCGGUCGGCUGUGUGGGGCUCGGCAGUCACCCCUGGACAUUUUUUCACCCGGAGGCUGCAACUUGGUCGCUCUGGCCUGGCUUGGGGGGCCCCUCGGUCUUCAAAGCUUCACCUUUCUCCAAAGGCAGAUGUGAAGAACUUGAUGUCUUACCUGGUAACCAAGACAAAAGCAAUUAAUGGGAAAUACCAUCGUUUCUUGGGUCGUCAUUUCCCCCGCUUCUAUGUCCUGUACACAAUCUUCAUGAAAGGAUUGCAGAUGUUAUGGGCUGAUGCCAGAAAGGCUAGAAGAAUAAAGACAAAUAUGUGGAAGCACAAUAUAAAGUUUCAUCAACUUCCAUACCGGGAGAUGGAGCAUUUGAGACAGGUAUGGGCCAGGGGCAGAUAUCCAGAAGUUCAUGGUGAGUUCCGCCAAGACGUCACCAAGUGUCUUUUCCUAGGUAUUAUUUCCAUUCCACCUUUUGCCAACUACCUGGUCUUCUUGCUAAUGUACCUGUUUCCCAGGCAACUACUGAUCAGGCAUUUCUGGACCCCAAAACAACAAACUGAUUUCUUAGAUAUCUAUCAUGCUUUCCGGAAGCAAUCUCACCCAGAAAUUAUUAGUUAUUUAGAAAAGGUCAUCCCUCUCAUUUCUGAUGCAGGACUCCGGUGGCAUCUGACCGAUCUGUGCACCAAGAUACAGCGUGGUACCCACCCAGCAAUACAUGAUAUCUUGGCUUUGAGAGAGUGUUUCUCUAACCAUCCUCUGGGCGUGAACCAACUCCAGGCUUUGCACGUGAAAGCCUUGAGCCGGGCCAUGCUUCUCACAUCUUACCUGCCUCCUCCCUUGUUGAGACAUCGUUUGAAGACUCGUACAACUGUGAUUCACCAACUGGACAAGGCUUUGGCAAAGCUGGGGAUUGGCCAGCUGACUGCUCAGGAAGUAAAAUCGGCUUGUUAUCUUCGUGGCCUGAAUUCUACACAUAUUGGUGAAGAUAGGUGCCGAACUUGGCUGGGAGAAUGGCUGCAGAUUUCCUGCAGCCUGAAAGAAACUGAGCUGUCUCUCUUGCUGCACAACGUGGUCCUGCUCUCCACCAACUACCUUGGGACAAGGCGCUGAGUGAACCAUGGAGCGGAUGGCGUUGUCCUGCAGUCGCAUAGUACAGCAGUGCAGGAACAAACAGCACUUGCCAGCGAAGUGUGUGUGCACUGUUAAGUGUGUGGGAGGGAGAGAGAGGAGCAGGGGCCAUGGGCUUCACAGUAUGGCACACGUGGGAACUGCAGACAUUCCCUUCACAGCUAGAACUGAAACAAACCCUCUUGCCAGGGGUGGCCCAUGUGAGGUGUCAUCCCGUCCCCCUCAUAAUUACUAAUAGCUGGAACUGGCAGCAGCCUUUACUGGGCUUUUACUGUGAUGUGUUCAGUUCAUGUCCUGGGAAGUCCGCUUUUGCCCCAAGUGGGAAUCCUUAUUUGGCUAAGGACUGAUCCACUUCCAUGUUACUUACAUCUGUGGGUUUUUGUUGUUGCUGGUAGAGAAUUUGUGGCUGGCGAGAACAGCAUUUCUUUGGCCAGAGCACUCGUGUCCAUGCAUGUACUUCAGUGUUUCGCUCCAUCCUUUCUGAUAUGACCAAAAAUCCAGUUGUUCUUUGUCCCCCUCACUGGCAUGGGCUGACCACUUGUUUUUCAAACCCUUUGAACACCUUGACUUUUUUUUGAUGGGUAACUUGCAGGAAUAUUCUAUUGGAAAAGAUAACAGGAAGUACAAGUGGUUCCUGACCCCUUCCUCAAUGUUUCUAGCCUUCACUCUCCAUUGUCUUUUCCGGGCUGUAUUACACCCCCUGUGGAUCUUCAGCGCUUUGCUGCCUCCACUGUGAUGCAGCAAUCCAACUGUAACUGACAGUGGCUGCCUUCUUUGGGCCAUGGAUCACACCUGUAAGGUACUAAUUAUUGCCCAGCCUGGGGAGAUCGGGAGAGGUCUGCAUCGAGUUAGUAAGUUGGGUUUAGCUUUUGUGUGUGCAUUAGUGACUUAUAGUUCUGUAAUAACGUACUGUAAAUGCAUGAAGCACUGUUUUUAAACCCAAGUAAAGACUGCUUGAAACCUGUUGAUGGAAAUGA